UGCAAAGUGGACUUGAAAAUAACCUCGCCGCGGGAAGACUCCCGCUCUAUUAAUAGUUUACCGACGUGAGUAUCUUUGUCGCGGGUUCGGCAGCGCAUCUACGCGCGGUUCGCUCGCAAAAUCCGCCGAUACAGUUCGGCUGCGUGCACGUGUGCGUUCAUUGCCCCAAGGCGUCGACGCGAUCCGCACCUGACGCCUUCGUCGUCGGCACUCUGCUGAAGACGCCGCUGCGGCAGAGUCCGGGAACGCUGACGAAUUCGAGACAUCCAGCCGAGCAGACGAGAACGAAGAAGAUCAACCCAAAGAGGGAAACGAAGAAGAGGAGGAGGAGGAGGAGGAGGAGGAGGAGGGAGGUCGUCGUCGAGACGGGAGGUGACCGAUCGUGCCAAAGAAGUUCGCCCGGCGGAUACGACGGUCGUCACGACACUCGGCGAGAGUUCGACGAUUUUUCGCGUUUUCGUGCGGCCGAGCUGGAGGGAACUUUAAAGCGCGUUUCGACUGAAGCUAAAUAAAGAACUAUGCAGCGCGCCGGUGCAUGAGGCGGGGCGCGGUGCCUCGCCUCGCCGAGCGGAAUAUGUGAGAGUGAGUAAGAAUGGUACAGCGAGCCGCAUGCAGCAGCGAAACGAGCGCAUCCCUCAAUGGCGUACCGAGCGGCGAGCGCGAAGGAAGAACACCCGGCGCCGUGACGGUUGCGACGGACGCGGUGGUAGCGGCAGGUGCCGUCGACGGUGAGGCGACUACUUCCCUGACGCGCGGCGGCAGGUUCUCGUUGUUCCGCUGGUUCAGGCGUAGCCGCGACUCUACCGUGGAGAAACGACGGAGGACGGUCGCGCGGCCGGACGAUGGCAUCGUCCGACGACGCAGCGUCUACUCCAGCGUGGAGAGCGUAGACACCUUCUACAGCACCACGACGGUGCGCAGCUUCGCCUUCCACACGGGAACUCUGGGCCGUUGCGACGCGCUGUCCCUGGAUAUCCUCAAGCAGACCGCUGAGGUCGGCCCGUUCGCCGCUGGUGCCUCCAAGGUGUCCAACAAAGAGAACAGCGGCUCAACGAUCGCUUGCACGCUACCGGCGAACGCCCACUCCAAGAGACGCGACAUCACCACCCGGUACUCGCUGCACCCGUCGACGACCUUCGGCUCCUGCGGCAACUUCCCGUCGCCUGAGAAGGUCCUGUCGAGUUCGCCCAGGAGACCCGACGAGCACGCGAGGGCCAGUCUCGAUGAGUCGGUGCGGCGGAGGGUUCACGUGAAGGGGAAACGGAGAGCCCCCAAUCCUCCUGGCACGGUGAUCAAGGUCGUGGAGGUCAAUGUACGCGAGACGCCGAGGAACGGCAGCAGGCGAAAGCGACGAGCACCGCGACCGCCGGAGAAAGCCGCGGGGAAUUGUUACGUCGACGAGCAGACGAGGAUCACCAAUGGGGGAGGCAUGGAUGUAGGACGAAAAGGGAACGUCGGCGAGGAACAUCAGUCCAUCAGUAACGACACAUUGGUACUUCAGGGCGGUAUGUUGCUGUCGAAGAAAGAAGUGUGUGGGACUUCGAGCAUCGCGAAGGACGUCGGCGCUCCUGAUGUCGGCGCUUCCAACGUGACGGUGCUUCAGGAAAGAGCGCAGAGUCCUGUCUCUACCCUGGCCAUGCCACGACCUUGGUACAAGCGCAGCGCCUUCGAGCACUCCCGCGAGCACUCCGGCUCGUCCAAGAGAGGCGUCGUUCUUCGCAACCCUGUGACGUCGGUAGCGAUGAGGGAGGAAUGCGUAGGAACGAAUCUGACUUCCUCCGCGAGUUAUUCCGUCGACGCCUCCUUGUCGAGGCUGAACUUCUUUCAUCGAGGUGAGCGGCAGGGCGACGACAGAAUGCGGGAGGCCAAGAGGAAGUCCGGCCUGUCGAUCUUGACGAACAUCAGCGAGCUGGACAAGGAAGCGGCGGCGAUCGUCCAGGAGGAGCAGGCGCGAGCUCGGGCGUCAAUGUUGCUGAAGACUUCGACACUCGCUGACGCCUUCGAGAAGAGGAGCGAUAUCAACGAGGAGAUCGUACAGGACAUGGUCACUUCGGCGAUAGAGAGCUCAUCGCCCCGACGAGGCACCCGCGCGCUGAUCUCCAAGUUCAACGCCAUCAGCAACAUCACCAAGGUCACGGUCAAUACCAACUUCUUCGCCAGGAGAGAUCAAGCAGCUUUCAAGUUUGAAGAUCGAGACGCAGCGAGAAGCAGCAGAUUCGAGCAUAUGGCGGACUGGAGAGACCAUAGACUCCCGGCACAACAAGAUCUCCGGCAAAGUGUCCGUGUCGACAAAGAUAUAUCCAGGUACUUCUUGCCGCAGCAGCGAACAUCCAGGCACAACGUCGAAUCGUCUCGCGCGAACGUGAGAACGGUCAGCAGCAAGGCCAGCUCGAGCAGAGAGCAGAAUGACCAACUGAUGAAGGACACGUCCAGUAGAAUAUCGUUUCUACAGAGCCAGCUUGCGUCGAAUCGUAUGAGCGAACCGCUAAAUAUCCAGAAGAACGCGGCGUUCCCGAUAAUGGAAGAGCAGUCGAGAUCGCGACAGGAAAUCGCCGAAGAGAGGAAGAACAGAGGAAGAGAGAAAGACUCGCCGAGGCUGAACGACGAGGCCGGCAGAAGAUCUCUGUUUCUUCGCGGCAGUAACACAGCUGACAUCGCGGAAAACGCGCUGAACCCGUUAAGAGUGAAAGCAGAAGAGAAGAGGGCUGGAGAGGUGGGAGAGGUGCAGGAAGAAUUCUCGAACAUCUUCGACGAGAUCGACCGACAACUGCGUUCGAGGGAGUUCAAACUCAUCGAGCGGAGACCGACAACCGGCGAAUCCGGCGGCAUCAGGGCCAAAGUUGCAGGGGAUGAGGCCGCUGUAUCGAGCAAAGUGGCCAAAGUGCUCGAUAUCCUGGUAGAAGCCGAGAAGGAUAGCAGGACAAGACCAGCGGCGAUACAGGCGGCGGGGUCGAUACGAGACAAGGAGGCACCGCGUUUGAUUGAUUCGGACCAGGGGACGAAGUCUGGUAAGACAAAAUCGACCGCUCUCAAUACCUUGGAGGACCCAAUUACCGCGGAUUUGAAGGAGAUGUUGAAGGAGAUGAAGCACUCGUUGCCGAAGCGGCCGAAGCCGAGGAAGACUGCGUCAAACGACGCCGAUCUUCUCGAAAAGGUUGAGAAGCGCUCGCCCGUACCUACGAACAAGACCUCCUACGUCGCCUCGGUCACGACGAGAACGGAAACGUCGUCAAACGAUUACGAGGCAGAUAAGCAAAAGGUGUCCUCGUCGGCGCAAACCAGUGGAAACGUUCGUAGAUUAAAUCAGCCUUCUACUUCCGCCGAGCGACCGUCUACUUCGGGCUGGAGGCAGGAAAAUGUACUUUACAGAACUUCUGGCAAGGGCUCGGCUCUCGUGAAGAAUACUUUCCAACUGAUACGACCGCGAGAUUUCGCCGAAAUAGAAGCUAUGAAGACUACGAAGGGAGUUUACGGGGAAAACACUUAUGCCAACGUGAUAGAGCCCUCGCUGUACGCCAAUGCUCAUGUUCCUCCGCCCUCCUCGCCUAAGCAACGAUCGGAACAGACGCGACCUAAUAUCUCACGGAAUAGCCGUGUAAAGGUAGCGGAGACCACUACAAUCGAGCGUAAAACCACGUCGGACAAGGACGAGUUUAUGGAAGAAGACGAUAAUCCACCAGCGAGGAACAUGAAUACCCUGGCUAUAAAUCGAUUAUUAAGAAAGCUGGAAGGGGCCAUCGCGUCAGGCCAUCAUCAACAAGCGGCGGGAUUAGCGAAGGAAUUGGCGAGGCUCAAGAUCCAUUGUUCCGUGAUACGACAGCGAUCGGCGGCGCAUUUGAAGGAUCAGUCGAUUAAAGUCAAUAUGUAUAUCGAAGACAAACUUGCUCACCAAGGACCCAUACCACUUCAGCUGCCGACGAGAAUGACGGUAGCCGAGCUGAAGACAAAGAUACACACGGAGUUUGAGAUACCCACAAACGUGCAGCGAUGGAUCAUCGGGAAAAACUUGGCUGAACAUGAUGAGGCCACUCUCGACGAGUUACACGCGGUAGAUGGCUCACCGGUGUUUCUGUAUCUCGUUGCGCCCGAAGUGCAUGUGGACAAUGCAGCGGAAGCGGAUAGGCCGCAGCCCGCGAAAAAUGAGACGAUACCUGAGAAAACGCCGGGAGAUCCGCCAGUGGAAGACUUACCGACGAUAAACGAGAGUCGAGAAAUCACGGAGAAAGAAGAAAUUAUAUUGUCGACGGAUGAGCAUCGGCAAGAAACAACGGAAACAGAUAUAUCGGAAAACGUCAAAAUGGAACGAUACGAGGAACUGAUAUUGCUGGAGAACUGGGACGUCAUCCCGAAUUCCGAGUCAAUUGAGUGCCCGAUAUGCUUCGUUACAUACGGCCCACGUGAGGGUGUAAUUCUGAGAGACUGUUUACACAUGUUCUGCAGGCCAUGCAUCGCUAACACGAUCGAGUACUGCGAAGAAGCAGAGGUGAAAUGUCCAUACGGGGAUGCCGAGUAUACAUGUGAGUCGACACUUCAAGAACGCGAAAUCAAGGCGCUCGUCGAACCAAAAGUUUAUCAGCAGCACCUCGCGAAGUCAAUCGCCCAAGCGGAGAAUAACGCCGGAAAUAAAGCCUUUCAUUGCAAAACACCAGAUUGCCCUGGUUGGUGUAUUUACGAUGAUGACGUAAACAAUUUCCUGUGUCCCGUGUGCGCAGCUAAUAAUUGUCUUACCUGUCAGGUCGUUCAUACUGGAAAAAACUGCAAGCAGUAUCAGCAAUGGUUACAACUUUCGAAAGAAACCGACCAGGAGUCUAGGAGAACAGCAGCGAUGCUCAAGGAGAUGGUUGACAGAGGUGAAGCACUUGCGUGUCCCACGUGUGCUGUCGUCCUUAUGAAAAAGUGGGGUUGCGACUGGCUGGUUUGCUCCAUGUGCAAAACGGAGAUAUGUUGGGUCACCAGAGGGCCUCGUUGGGGUCCAGGGGGUAAAGGAGAUACAUCCGGUGGCUGCAAAUGUGGAGAGAACGGAAUCAAAUGUCAUCCCAAUUGCAAUUACUGCCACUAAGGAAUUACAAUUACAAUUGCCGCGAUAAUGGACGAUAUUUGCGGUGACAACAAAGUGCCCAAGAAACGCUUUUCUAUUAUUAUAUGUGUGCUGCUAUAACGACUUGCAAAA
This is a messenger RNA of Harpegnathos saltator (Jerdon's jumping ant), 5170 nucleotides long. RefSeq lists its product as uncharacterized. The transcript has 9 exons. NCBI's taxonomy places the organism in Eukaryota, Metazoa, Arthropoda, Insecta, Hymenoptera, Formicidae. Gene Ontology annotation, cellular component: LUBAC complex. The record is from RefSeq and is a predicted model, not a curated record. Gene Ontology annotation, biological process: protein linear polyubiquitination; proteasome-mediated ubiquitin-dependent protein catabolic process. Bases 593 to 5059 code for a protein of 1488 amino acids. Gene Ontology annotation, molecular function: ubiquitin binding; ubiquitin-protein transferase activity.